Myxocyprinus asiaticus (Chinese sucker) is the source of this 3409-nucleotide messenger RNA. RefSeq names its product protein FosB-like. The transcript is spliced from 5 exons. Gene Ontology annotation, cellular component: nucleus. Gene Ontology annotation, biological process: regulation of transcription by RNA polymerase II. The record is from RefSeq and is a predicted model, not a curated record. Lineage: Eukaryota; Metazoa; Chordata; Actinopteri; Cypriniformes; Catostomidae. The coding region runs from base 408 to 1517 and encodes 369 amino acids. Gene Ontology annotation, molecular function: RNA polymerase II cis-regulatory region sequence-specific DNA binding; DNA-binding transcription factor activity, RNA polymerase II-specific.
AGAGCUGCUGCCGAAACACUGAUCACAUCUUUUACUCCCGUUUGAAAUAAACACAUUCCGGAUUAUUUUAUGGAUUUAUGAAUGCAUAUUUUAAAGGGAAAUUCACACGCAUUUCACGGAUUGUACCACGAACUGGGAAGUGUUAUCCAAGGAGAGAUUGGAAUUUAGAAAUUUUCUCCAGCAGGGAACUGGAUUGAUGUCUUAAUGCAACUAUUUUGGAAAGAGACUAAGGGCAUCUUAACGAAGACUCCAAGUAAAACGUUUUACGUGUACAAAAGCAAAUGUUUGAGAAGAGUUAAUGACCUAACAGAAAUGCGCUUCAGUGUGACUGUUGUUGGGUGACAGGUGACAUCCCGUUCUCGCCGGGCACAGUAGGUGUUUCGGCUUCUCUCGGCUCCUCCAGGGAGAUGUUUCAGGGGUUCCCCGGAGACCCCGACACCGGCUCCCGUGGAAGCUCGUCUCCUUCUCUUGAAUCUCAGUACCUGUCGUCCGUGGAAUCCUUCGGGAGCCCGCCCACCACCAGCGCACCGCAAGAGUGUGUAUCUGCCACUGGCGGGGUAGGGGUGGGUGGAGGAUCAACAGGCACCGGGCCAGGGGUGGACAUGCCCAGCUCAUUUGUGCCCACAGUCACGGCAAUAACCACCAGCCAGGAUCUGCAGUGGAUGGUGCAGCCCACUCUCAUCUCCUCCGUGGCACCGGGGCAAAGCGUCACGGGCCCCAGCACCAUGACGCAACCUGUUGCCUUGGAUCCUUAUGACCUGCCAGGCACAAGCUAUUCUACUGGUGGAGGCUUCAUCCCGCCAAGCUCUGAUACUCCUGGUCCAGUGCGACAGUCUCGGAGCCGGCGCCGAACACGAGAUGAAACGCUGACCCCUGAGGAGGAGGAGAAAAGACGUGUUAGACGAGAGAGAAAUAAACUGGCUGCCGCUAAGUGCAGGAACCGCCGGCGUGAGCUCACAGACAAGUUACAGUCGGAGACAGACAUGUUGGAGGAGGAGAAGGCUGAGCUAGAGGCAGAGAUAUCUGAGCUGCAAAAGGAGAAGGAACGUCUGGAGUUUGUCCUGGUUGCGCACCAGCCUGGCUGCAAAAUCCCCUAUCAGGACCAGCCGCCUGCGCAGCUGCAGCAGACAUCCCCACAGAUGGCUUCUGUCUCCGUGGUGGGCUUGACUGUGAAGGAGGACUCUUUCUACCUGCCGCCCGCCUACUCGUCCCACCACCACGUCCCGGUUUCACAGCCCACGCCGACACAGCCAGUCCCAGGACUGCAGCAAGGGAUGAUCCAGGAGGUAGACUUUUCUAGUUCUUUCUAUGGGCAGGGCCAGCCGGUGCCGGACGGCCCGUGCCUUGUUGGCGACGGUGGCGGUAACCCUGACGCCGGCAGCUACAUCCCCUCAUACACAUCUUCAUUUGUGUUCACCUACCCAGAGGGAGCCUGCGGGGCCAGCGCUAACCAGCGAACCAGCAGCAGCGAUCAGUCCUCUGAUUCCCUGAACUCACCCUCGCUUCUUGCACUUUGAGAGCUAUGCUGCCUCUGCUUGCCUAUCAACAAAAAUACAAAUACAUAUACAAAUUUAAACAUUUGGUAUUGCGUUAUUCUGGUGCAGAUAAACUGGGCUUGACAACCCAUGUUCAGUGAGGUUGUAUUAAUCUUUUACAACCUCGUACAUUAAGGCCCUUUUAUUUAAAAUUAAGAUGCGUUAGCAUCUAAAUGACUUCAUCAGAUGAUGUAAGUGUAUAUUAAUUCACAAUGAAUUCAGACUUAAUAUCGAGAUGAGUCACUGGCCCAUACACACAUGCUCUCACACACUUAAAUUGUCAUAGGUUUGUGACACAUACAGUAAUAAUAAAAACACAUUAGCACACUCCCCCUUGCUUAUAUCUUUUCUUGCUCCAUCUUACAUUGGUGUACCAUCUCCCUCCUUCUCUCUCUAUCCAUGCCAGUUGCCUGCAGUGUAUUUGACUAAGCAGAAAAAGGCAGCGAAGAACUGUUGUGGCUUUUGUGGGUUUUGUCUUUAUUGGGUCAGAUUGCCUUGCUACACUUCUCUCUUCAUCCAGUUCAUCCACACCUCUGACUUCUAUCACAAAAGGACAUUGCCACAUACUCUCUAGCUACCUAUCUAUCUCUUUAUUUUUCCUCCGUUGUCCAUCUCCACACCUGUUUCUCCUCUCUCCUGUCUCUAUGUACCUCUGGUUCUCUCUGAAGUCUUCAGCCCCUGAGAGCCCGCUGGACCCUGAAAGCCCAUGGAACCUUGAGUGAGUGCCAGCCCAUCCCAACACCACAAACUCCCCUCGCAUGGACCAGCCUGCUGCACUGCAUAGUGGAAACUCAGAGCCUUUCACAAUGAGCAGACAUUUCAAAACAUCUAAACAAACCAGCCACAGCACGCAGAUCAAACAUCAGCAAAUGCCAUUUCAGAUGCUAUACAGGCCAAAGGCACGGAACUCUUUAUAUUUUCUCAGCAAUGAGGAUUUGAUUGGAUGAGUGAAGACAUAGUGUAGACUUUGGCAUGGCCAGCAAAGGAGCUUCUACAGGCAGGUGCUAAGAGAGGCAUUGGAAUCUGCAGGUAUGAGAUUGUGAGAAAUAAGAAUCUCAUUCUGUUGGAUUGAUAGUAUUCAUCUGACCUGCUCAACAGCAGUGCCAUAUGUCACAUCCUGCUGGUCCUUAUAUUUCUGGAGAGCUUUGACACAAUGUCAUACCCUUUUGCCGUUGUUGAGAAAAUUAGAGGUUCGUUUUGUAUGUUUCAUUCUGUGUUUUAAUGAUAGUAUUAACUCUAAUCAAAAAAAAAAAAAAAAAAAAAUAGUGCGAUAUGCGAUAGUGUCAGCAUUAGUGUCAGUCAGUGUCUGGGUCUGAAGAGCAUUAAAAAGACUAAAGAUUUACACAACCUCAUGGUUUUGGAUGAGUGGCCUCUUCUAAAUGUCCUUGACAUAGUCUUUGAGUUGUGGAUCUGGUUUAGCACAGCUCUAGGCUUUGAUUAUGAAUGGAUGUCACAGAGGACUACAUCUCCAGUUUAUUUAUUUCUUUAAGGGGGUUGUUAAAGUGAAAAAAAGCACAAACGCUGGCUACUGACAGAAGGAAGAGGUGUAACAGUGGCCGAAAGGAUGGGAAGUGCUAUGAAUAUGAACCUUUUACUUUCCUGUGAAUGUUAAUGUUUUUUUAAUGUUUUGAGUUACUGAUUUUUUAUUAUGCUUUUUCUCUUUUGCUCUUGAUUGUGCCGUUGCUGCCAAAUGGAAGAAUUUUGUGGGGCCCGAUUGCUGCUCCUUCUCUCUGUUACUGUUGUCUUAUUGCAAUUAUCACAAUUAUUGUUAUUAUUUUUAUUUCAUAGUUAUCUCAUGUUGGCAACUAAAAAGACAUGUUGUGUACUAUGAAUGUUUUUAUGUUAUAAACUAUGUAUAAAAUAUAUAAAAUAUC